AGCCUUGCGAAUCUGGUGCGUGUGAUGGGCAAUUGGAAGGUGGCGUCGGGCCGUUCCAAGAACUUCUUUCGAGUAGUGUGCGGCGGCUGCAGAUAUGAGACGACGACCGACGGCGCGGCGCAGCUCAUCGUGCAGAAGCACUUCCCGCAGAUGAUGCGGGAAAACUACACGGGCACCGCCCCGUUUGUGGCCGCACGCUUCUGCGAAACCGUCAAGAUCUUUGACAGAGCGCCCUCCUGGAAACAGGCGAGUGAAUGCCACAAAGUAAUUGAGCAAUGCGCCAGGAUGCCGUUGGUCUUUUCUUUCUGUUGUAUGGUUCAGCGAGUGGGUCAGCUCUAUGGCAUGAAGCCGCCUGCACUGGAUUUCGUUCGGAAGCUGAAUGGCGGCAAGAUCCCCUGCCCCAAGUGUGGCGCUGUGGGGCAGUGGAAGGGCAACGCCGAUACAGAGAUGAGGACAGACAUCCCAAGAUAGAUUGAUGAUAGCUGAACCGGUCGACGGUCGUGUCGUGCAAUCAAAUGAUCUGGACAAUGUGUAGUGUACAGAAUGCAUGAAGGGACACGCCCGCCCGUCUAUCAUCUGGCCACACAGGACUGAUAUGCAGCACGUUACGGGUCAUCAUCCACUCACU
This is a messenger RNA of Vitrella brassicaformis, 628 nucleotides long. The record is from the annotation of a GenBank genome assembly. NCBI's taxonomy places the organism in Eukaryota, Vitrellaceae.